Messenger RNA from Ochlerotatus camptorhynchus, 637 nucleotides. RefSeq lists its product as uncharacterized. The transcript is spliced from 4 exons. Lineage: Eukaryota; Metazoa; Arthropoda; Insecta; Diptera; Culicidae. The coding region runs from base 43 to 564 and encodes 173 amino acids. The record is from RefSeq and is a predicted model, not a curated record.
UCACUCGAUUGCCAGCUUGUGUUGGAAUAGAAAGUGGGUGAAAUGAUUCUGGAAGAUACGGUAAAAUAUCUGCGUAGUGCGAAAACGCCCGAAGAUGUUGCCAACUGGAAAUUGGUGUACAAUUUUAUCAUCGAAACGAAGUAUUUUCUUGAACAUUACGACAGUAUUAUAGAAACGUGGGAUUUGUGUGACCAGGAGUUCCUGAUGCUGCUGUGGGAAAUAGAGGAACUGCUAACGGAGCUACUGUACAAGUAUACUACUGUUUCCACCGAGUAUCUAAGACCCGUAUCAUUACCAACUGUAGAGAUUAAAUGCUGUGACAUAUUGUUUGAAAAAUCCUCCCAGCUAUUCCGACACUACUACACGGUCCAUCACACCCCCGCUAGAUUGAACAAUGUCCGAUACUGCGAGAUGAAAGCCGGUCUCCUGAAGUUGGAUUUCUAUAGACGCAGCUUGAAGUACUAUAUCGAAUUUGGCACGUGGGCCGAUCAUGUUCUUUGUCUCUAUUUGAAGCGGAUCUACAGGAAAGUGAACCACACGAUGGAUCCAUUCCGCGAGGAGUGAAGGGGCGGACAGUAGUUUGUAUUUUAAAAUAUCGAUUAUAAUUCAAACCAAUAAAAGCAAUUUACACGUACUG